CAUCCUGAAUUACUCUUACAUUCUCUAUCUCUUAUCUCUCUAAUCACAGUCGAAAGAUCCGUCAAUCUACAAAUGUCGGUUUGCUUCUUCUGAUCUCUCGAAAGGCAAAGAAUCAUCUCUUGCGUAAAUAUAUAUACAACUUUCUUUCUCUGGAGAGAGAGAGAGAGAGAGAGUGUGUGUGUGUGUGUGGAAGGGCAGGCAAUGAGGGGUUACUUGUGGUCAUCAUCAGCGUUCGAUUCGAAGUCGGGACAGGUGAUAUUGGUGGCUCUCUUGGUAAUGAUUGCUUCUUUUUAUACUGGCACUCUCUUUGGCAGCAAUUCAUCUCUUUAUGUCUCACAACUUCCCUCCAAUUCUUCCUCAUCAUCCCCUGGUAUUCCAACUUUUACAAACGAAGUUGUUCUUUCUUAUAGGACAAAACCUCUAUCGAUUCCUGAAGCUGGAAUGAACAUUUGCCCUUUAAUGUUCAAUGAGUAUAUCCCUUGCCAUGACAUUUCUUAUGUGAAAGAAUUGUUGCCAAAGUUAGACCUUUCAAGGAGAGAAGAACUACAGAGGCAUUGCGCUCCUCUUGAAAGGCGGUUGUUUUGCUUGGUGCCUCCACCAGAUGAUUAUAAGAUACCAAUAAGAUGGCCAACAAGCAGGGACUAUGUGUGGAGAAGUAAUGUGAACCACACGCACCUUGCCGAGGUAAAAGGAGGACAAAAUUGGGUGCACGAGAAGAAUCAAUUAUGGUGGUUUCCUGGUGGUGGCACUCAUUUCAAGCGUGGGGCUUCCGAGUACAUUCAGAGGUUAGGAAAUAUGACAACUAAUGAUUCCGGUGAUCUGCGUUCUGCUGGGGUAUUUCAAGUUCUAGAUGUUGGUUGUGGUGUUGCUAGCUUCUCAGCUUAUCUUCUUGACUUAAAUAUAAAAACAAUGUCCUUUGCUCCCAAAGAUGGCCAUGAAAAUCAAAUUCAGUUUGCUUUGGAGCGAGGAAUUGGAGCAAUGAUUGCUGCUUUAGCCACAAAACAACUACCAUAUCCUAGUAGCUCUUUUGAAAUGGUUCACUGUUCGAGGUGUCGUGUUGAUUGGCAUGAAAAUGAUGGUAUUCUUCUCAAAGAAGUGAAUCGCCUCCUGCGAUCUAAUGGAUAUUUUGUUUAUUCAGCUCCACCUGCAUACAGAAAGGAUAAAGAUUAUCCAUUGAUAUGGAAUAAGUUGAUGUAUUUGACUUCUGGAAUGUGCUGGAAGCUCAUCGCUCAAAAAGUUCAGACUGCAAUCUGGAUUAAGCAAGAAAAUCAAUCAUGUCUUCUCCACAACGCAGAGCAGAAGCUCAUACAUAUAUGUGAUUCUGUAGAUGAUUCUAAUCCAUCAUGGAACACGUCACUUAGGAACUGUGUCACACUAAGUAAAGCACAAGUGGAGUCUCACAAGCUCCCUCCAAAGCCACAGCGCCUUUCAGAAUAUUCUGAAAGUCUUAGUAGUAUAGGUAUCAAUCAAAAAAAAUUCAUUUCAAAUACCCUCUUUUGGCAAGAUCAAGUUCGCCAGUACUGGAGGCUGAUGAAUGUGGAUGAGACAGAAGUACGAAAUGUCAUGGAUAUGAAUGCAUUUUGUGGUGGAUUUGCAGUUGCAUUGAGUACAUGGCCUGUUUGGGUGAUGAACAUAGUUCCAAUAAGCAUGAAUAAUACAUUAUCUGCUAUAUAUAACCGAGGUCUGAUUGGUGCUUUUCACGACUGGUGUGAGCCAUUCUCAACUUAUCCACGCUCAUAUGAUUUGCUGCAUGCUAACCAUCUAUUCUCUCACUAUAAAAAUCGUGAAGAAGGUUGCUUACUUGAGGAUAUUAUGUUGGAGAUGGACAGGGUAAUACGACCUCAGGGAAUUAUCAUUAUUAGAGAUGAAGAAUUAAUUAUAUCAAGAAUAAGAGCUAUUGCCCCAAAAUUCCUUUGGGAUGUCGAAUCACAUUCACUGGAAAAUGAACAAAAGAAAACAGAACCGGUCUUAAUUUGCAGAAAGAAGUUUUGGGCAAUAGUUUAAGGCCACCUUCAACUACGCAAAGCUUCACCUAUACAGGUUUUAAUUGCAAGGUACCAAUAGGUUGCUUGUAUCAUGAGGAUUCUGACUUCCUUUGUUUUAUUUUUUCUCUCAUUGUCUCCUGUCUUGCAAUUGAUUUUGUUAUAUGAAGUUUGUAGGUUUUUAACUUAUUAAUGAAACAGUAUCUUCGCACACGGGGUAAGACUAUGCACAUUAGACCUUUCUCAGAUCUCGCAGUGACGGGAGCCUUGUGCACUGGGCUGUUCUUUUAAUUGUUAAAUUCAUUUGUAUAUAUUCAGAUGCAGAUUUCAUUUCAUGAAUUUACAUGCAAGAUGAGGGAAUUUAGAUUUUUCUUCUCUUCCGAGUUCAAACACAGUGUAACAUCUUAGAGACAGAUUUGCAUUAAUGAUUUAUGUAUUUGCAUAUAAAUAUGUGCAAACCUUUCUUUCUCUCAUUA
Camellia sinensis is the source of this 2458-nucleotide messenger RNA. Its product is annotated as putative methyltransferase PMT6. Gene Ontology annotation, molecular function: methyltransferase activity. Lineage: Eukaryota; Viridiplantae; Streptophyta; Magnoliopsida; Ericales; Theaceae. The record is from RefSeq and is a predicted model, not a curated record. Gene Ontology annotation, cellular component: trans-Golgi network; endosome; cytoplasm.